Molecule: messenger RNA, 605 nt
Organism: Strongylocentrotus purpuratus (purple sea urchin)
Lineage: Eukaryota; Metazoa; Echinodermata; Echinoidea; Camarodonta; Strongylocentrotidae
Product: alpha-2,8-sialyltransferase 8B-like
Exons: 2
Coding region: 1-567 (188 amino acids)
Biological process (GO): oligosaccharide metabolic process; N-glycan processing
Molecular function (GO): alpha-N-acetylneuraminate alpha-2,8-sialyltransferase activity
Source: RefSeq, a predicted model, not a curated record
AUGGCACUGGGAUGGACUGAUAUUGGCAGGCGCAAGAUAUUGAAAUACUUGAAUACGAGUACAACAUUCAGGAUAUUUCGUCGUGACAUCGACCCCGAAAAUUAUAAGUUCGGCACCAACUUAUCCACGAUCAUGGAGCACAAUCAGACGAACGUGCUGCCCUCACCGGUGGGUCACCGAUGCGCUGUGGUAGGCAACUCAGGCAUCCUUCUAUCAAGCCUCUGCGGGCGUGAGGUCGAUGACCACGACUUCGUUUUCCGAUUGAACCUUGCCCCGGUCGACGGUGAGUUCUCCAGAGAUGUCGGAUCCAAAGUCGACCUCAUCACCGUGAAUCGGAUGCAGCUUCUCGCGCUGGCGAAACUCUCGAAAGACUUGAAUACAACGGUGCAAGGAUGGAUGUACAUUAAUAGAUUGAAUAAUACUGUCACCGACAGCAGUAUCGUCUGGUUUCCUAAAGGUUUUCCAGAGAAAUUGAGUCAAAUAGCUGUUUCCUUCAGAGAUACUCUACAACUCCAACCUGCAUGGGCGUACAGCCCUGAAUCGUUAAUGUACCUCGCAUCGAAGUAAGAAACAGUUCUCAAUUUAGCAUAAUGUACACGUGCAUG